Prorocentrum cordatum is the source of this 321-nucleotide messenger RNA. The record is from the annotation of a GenBank genome assembly. NCBI's taxonomy places the organism in Eukaryota, Dinophyceae, Prorocentrales, Prorocentraceae.
AUGCGCGCCGGGGAUCGGUCGACUCGACGGGCUCGCGGGCUAUCCGUGUCCAGCGUGAAGAGCCUCGAGGGCACGGGCUGGUGGAGGCGAUCUUCGUGGGAGGGGACCGUCGCCGGCCAGAGACUCAAAGUGAGGACGAAGACCUUCAAGUUCCUGGAAGAGCCGACGGAGGAGGAACUCAUCGUGGAGCUGAGCCUGCUGCACAGGUGGAUCCCUCUGAUGGUGGAGCUUGGCGACAGCUUCGAUAUCGACCUCAACAGCCUCGACGACGAGGCAGCGUUCGGUGAGGUCGAGAACAUGCUGUGCGUUCUGAAUCAUUGA